Salvia hispanica is the source of this 4180-nucleotide messenger RNA. RefSeq names its product transcription activator (gene PIR121). Gene Ontology annotation, biological process: regulation of actin filament polymerization. Gene Ontology annotation, molecular function: small GTPase binding. NCBI's taxonomy places the organism in Eukaryota, Viridiplantae, Streptophyta, Magnoliopsida, Lamiales, Lamiaceae. The record is from RefSeq and is a predicted model, not a curated record.
UGCUGAGAGACUUGGUUAUUGAAGCUGCAUUUCUUCUGCUCAGCAUUUAGAAUAGCUCGGAAAGUUUCGGUCCUCUGCCAGAUCUCUCAUGGCAGUCCCAGUAGAGGAAGCCAUUGCUGCGCUGUCCACAUUUUCAUUGGAGGACGAUCAACCAGAAAUUCAAGGACCUGGAUUUUGGGUGUCAACUGAGAGAGGUGCAACUAUUAGUCCAAUUGAAUAUAGUGAUGUUUCCGCCUAUCGCUUAUCUUUAUCCGAGGACACGAAAGCCAUUAAUCAGCUGAAUUUGCUUGUCCGAGAAGGCAAGGAAAUGGGUUCAGUGCUUUAUACAUAUCGGAGUUGUGUUAAAGCCCUUCCACAGCUCCCAGAUUCUAUGAAGCAAAGUCAGGCCAACUUGUAUCUGGAAACUUACCAAGUUUUAGACCUAGAGAUGAGCCGUUUGCGCGAAAUUCAGCGAUGGCAAGCAUCAGCUUCCUCGAAACUAGCAGCUGAUAUGCAACGUUUCUCUAGGCCAGAACGGCGCAUCAAUGGUCCUACCAUAACUCAUCUCUGGUCAAUGCUGAAGUUACUAGAUGUGUUGGUCCAACUUGAUCAUCUAAAAAAUGCAAAGGCUAGCAUUCCUAAUGACUUCUCUUGGUACAAAAGGACAUUUACACAAGUUAGUGUGCAGUGGCAAGAUACUGAUUCAAUGAGGGAAGAGCUGGAUGACUUACAGAUUUUUCUCAGUACGAGGUGGGCAAUUUUGUUGAAUUUGCACGUUGAGAUGUUCAGGGUCAACAAUGUUGAAGACAUCCUCCAAGUUCUCAUAGUUUUUGCUGUUGAGUCACUGGAGUUAAAUUUCGCCCUUCUCUUUCCAGAGCGCCACAUCCUUCUCCGUGUGUUGCCUGUUCUUGUUGUAUUGGCAGCUUCAUCAGAAAAAGAUAGCGAGUCUCUGUACAAGAGGGUAAAAAUCAACAGAUUGGUCAAUAUAUUUAAGAAUGAUCCUGUCAUCCCUGCAUUUCCAGAUCUUCAUCUUUCUCCAGCUGCGAUACUAAAAGAGUUGUCAACAUACUUCCCAAAAUUUUCGGCUCAAACUCGGUUUCUCACUCUUCAUUCACCCCAUGAGCUGCCACCUCGUGAAGCACAAGAUUAUCAGCGUCACUUUUUAAUCAUCAACCACAUUGGGGCAGUUCGUGCGGAACAUGAUGACUUCUCCAUUCGUUUUGCUUCUGCCUUGAAUCAGCUUGCUCUAUUAAAAACAAUGGAUGGUGCAGAUGUGGAGUUUGCAAAGGAAGUCAAAGGAAAUGUCUAUGAUAUGGUUGUUGAAGGUUUUCAACUCCUAAGUAGAUGGAGUGCACGUAUUUGGGAACAGUGUGCAUGGAAAUUUUCACGACCAUGCAAGGAGCCUGUUUCCACAGAGUUGCAUGAGCCAUCAUCUUUUUCUGACUACGAGAAGGUGGUAAGAUAUAAUUAUAGUGCUGAGGAAAGAAAAGCCAUGGUAGAACUUGUGAGCUACAUCAAGGGAAUUGGGUCAUUAAUGCAGAAGUCUGACACACUAGUGGCAGAUGCCUUGUGGGAAACUGUUCAUGCUGAGGUCCAAGAUUUUGUGCAAAAUAUACUUGCCACUAUGCUGCGGACUACCUUCCGUAAGAAGAAAGAUCUUUCUAGGAUUCUUUCUGAUAUGCGUACCCUUUCAGCCGAUUGGAUGGCAAAUACAAGCAAACCUGAUUCUGACAUGCAAGGUUUCCAGCAUGGAGGUGAAGAAAGUAGAGGAGCCUUCUUUUACCCAAGACCAGUAGCACCUACAGCUGCGCAGAUCCACUGUUUACAAUUCUUGAUAUACGAGGUGGUGUCAGGUGGAAACAUGAGGAAGCCUGGUGGUCUUUUUGGCAAUACUGGUUCUGAAAUUCCUGUCAAUGAUUUAAAGCAGUUGGAAACAUUCUUCUACAAGCUUGGGUUUUUCUUGCAUAUAUUAGAUUAUACAGCGACUAUUGCAAACUUGACAGAUCUUGGUUUCUUAUGGUUCAGGGAAUUCUAUUUGGAAUCUUCUAGGGUUAUUCAGUUUCCUAUUGAAUGUUCCCUUCCUUGGAUGCUGGUGGACCAUGUAAUAGAGUCUCAAAAUGCUGGUCUUCUUGAGAGUGUAUUGAUUCCCUUUGACAUCUAUAAUGAUGCUUCUCAGCACGCACUUGUAGUUCUCAAGCAACGAUUCCUUUACGAUGAAAUUGAAGCAGAGGUGGACAACUGCUUUGAUAUAUUUAUAGCAAAAUUAUGCGACACCAUUUUCACGUACUACAAGAGUUGGGCAGCAAGUGAGCUGCUGGACCCAUCAUUCCUGUUUGCCUUGGACAUUGGUGAGAAGUUUUCAGUUCAGCCUAUGAGAUUCUCUGCAUUAUUAAAAGUUACUAGAGUGAAGUUGCUUGGAAGGACCAUCAACUUGAGAAGUUUGAUCUCUGAAAGGCUAAACAAAAUGUGUCGGGAGAAUAUUGAAUUUCUUUUUGAUAGAUUUGAGUCUCAAGAUAUAUGCGCUAUUGUGGAAUUGGAAAAGCUCCUUGAAGUCUUGCAACUUGCUCAUGAACUAUUGUGCAAAGAUCUAACUCUUGAUUCAUUUACGCUCAUGUUGAGUGAGAUGCAAGAGAAUGUAUCUCUUGUUUCUUAUUCUAGCAGGCUUGCAACACAGAUUUGGACAGAGAUGCAAAAUGACUUCUUACCCAACUUUAUCCUGUGUAAUACAACUCAGCGCUUCGUUAGAUCAUCAAGAGUGCCUCCUGUCCCUGUUCAAAAGCCAUCAGUUCCUCAGGCAAAGCCAAACUUUUACUUUGGUACCCAAGACCUAAAUUCUGCACACCAGAGCUUUGCUCGAUUGCACAGUGCAUUUUUUGGUAUUCCUCACAUGCACUCCAUCGUCAGACUCCUGGGGUCCAGAUCAUUACCAUGGCUUAUCCGAGCACUAUUAGAUCAUGUGUCAAAUAAGAUCACAUCUCUCGAACCAAUGAUCACCGGGUUGCAAGAGGUUCUACCCAAAUCUAUAGGACUGCUUCCUUUUGAUGGCGGUGUAUCAGGUUGUGUCAGGGUUGUUCAGGAACAUCUUAAUUGCUGGCAGUCGAAAUCAGAACUGAAACUUGAGGCUCUUCGUGGAAUAAAGGAAAUAGGAAGCAUCUUGUACUGGAUGAGUCUGCUUGAUAUUGUUCUGAGAGAAGUAGACACUAGCCAAUUCAUGCAAACCGCUCCUUGGCUGGGUAUAACUCCCGGUGCGGAGGGACAAGCAAUACAAUUCCAGGAUGGCGAAGAUAGCCCUAUCAUUAGCCUAUUUAAAUCGAUAGCAGUUACAAGUGUUUCAAACCCUAGCUUCCCAAACUCAUCAUCGUUCAGAGUCCUUUCACGACAAGCAGAAGCUGCUGACCUGUUAUACAAGUCAAACAUCAAUGCCGGGAGUGUGCUGGAAUAUUCACUUGCUUUUACGAGUGCAGUGUUAGAUAAAUAUUGUACUAAAUGGAGCGUUGCUCCCAAGACGGGAUUUGUGGAUAUUACAACUUCAAAGGACUUCUACCGUAUAUAUAGUGGCCUCCAAAUGGAAUACCUACACGAAGCUGUUCAAGUACAACCAGGCCAUCACGGAAUGCUAGGGGAUUCAGUUGCUUGGGGUGGCUGUACAAUAAUUUACUUGCUCGGCCAACAGUUGCAUUUUGAGCUGUUCGAUUUCUCACAUCAAGUCCUCAACGUUGCAGAGGUUGAGGUUGCAUCAACUACAUCAGCCAAUAGGAAUUCACACUUCCUCCAAGGCUUCGAAGGCCUAUUGGAAGCCAUGAAGAAAGCAAGAAGACUGAAUAACCAUGUUUUCUCAAUGCUGAAAGCGCGCUGCCCAUUAGAGGACAAGCAAGCUUGCGCGAUCAGGCAAAGUGGCGCUCCACUGCACCGGGUCAAGUUCGAGAAUACUGUAUCUGCCUUCGAAACAUUGCCUCAGAAAGGUGCCUGAGCCUACCAGACUCUCAACUCCAAUCUUGUAGUAUAUGUUCUUGUUGAUUUUUUUGCAUCCUUAUUUUUAAUACGCCAAUGUAAUAUACUACUAAUACUCUACUUCAACUUAAAUUGUAUGUCUUCAAAACUUAAAUGUUUGGUCCAAAUGUAUGAUGUCAAGAGCAUGCUUCGGCGAUUUAAGACAGGAGUUUGUAGAUUUGUUUGUUAUCUAAACUGUAAAAUUUACUGA